ACUUCAGGAAGUGUAGUGGGGGCAUUUAUGCAGAAACCGUCGUCGUUACAGUAAGCGUAAAACCGACCAGCCGGCCGCCGCCGUUCAGUUGUAAGCCCGUGCUUCCUGGCGCCAAACCUUCUUCUUUUAAUUAGAAAGUUACUUUUGUGAAUUAAAAUGUCAAAACAAAGGACAGACAGUGUUGAGUCAAUUUCUUCCAGUUCGGGGCCCGGUGUUAAAAUGAAGAAGGAACUAUCGCUCAUUAACGGGGUCGCAAUUAUCGUCGGUAUUAUAAUCGGAGCGGGAAUAUUUGUCUCGCCAAAGGGAGUACUCAAAUAUUCUGGAUCAGUAGGACAGGCGUUGAUCGUAUGGGUCUUAUCGGGACUGCUAUCAAUGAUUGGCGCUCUUUGCUAUGCUGAAUUAGGAACCAUGAUACCAAAAUCUGGUGGGGACUACGCAUAUAUAAUGGAAGCAUUUGGUCCUCUACCUGCGUUCCUGUAUUUAUGGGUGGCGCUUUUUAUAUUGGUUCCUACAGGAAACGCGAUAACGGCGAUUACAUUCGCACAAUAUAUUCUUCAGCCCAUGUGGCCCACAUGUGACCCACCAUAUGAAGCUGUGAGACUGUUGGCGGCAGUUACGACAUGCCUAUUAACUGUUAUUAAUUGUUACAACGUUAAGUGGGUUACAAGGGUGCAAGACAUUUUUACCGCAACAAAAAUGUUUGCUCUAGGCAUUAUAGUGCUGGCAGGCAUUUGGCAUCUGUGCGCUGGCAACACGAAGCAUUUCGAACAGCCAAUGGCCGACACACAAACUGAGCCAGGUUAUAUUGCAUUAGCAUUUUAUUCUGGACUAUUCUCGUAUUCCGGUUGGAAUUACCUGAACUUCGUUACCGAAGAGCUAAAAGAUCCAUAUAAGAAUCUUCCAAAAGCGAUAUGCAUAUCAAUGCCUUUGGUUACGGCGGUCUAUGUCGUAACAAAUAUUGCCUAUUUUGUUGUACUGGAUCGGGACGAGAUCUUGUCUUCGCACGCGGUGGCUGUGACUUUUGGAACAAAAAUGUUAGGAAUAUUUUCGUAUACUAUGCCAUUUUUUGUGGCUUGUUCCACAUUCGGAUCGCUGAACGGAGCUAUAUUUGCCUCAUCACGUUUAUUUUUUGUGGGGGCUCGCCAAGGACAUUUACCUCGAGCUAUUGCCUUAAUUGACGUUAAGAGGCUUACUCCUGUUCCUUCACUCAUUUUUAUGUGCAUUAUAACAUUAGCUCUUGUUAUAAUAGAAGACGUUUACGUUCUGAUCAACUACGUCUCAUUUGUGGAAGCUCUAUUCACUACAAUAAGUGUGACCGGUCUACUGUGGAUGCGAUAUUCUAAACCACACCUUCUGAGGCCUAUCAAAGUAAACUUAGUACUGCCAAUUUUAUUCUUAUGCAUAUGUGCCUUCCUAGUCACAUUCCCUUGUUAUGUCAGUCCGUGGGAAGUUAGCAUAGGACUAGCGUUCGUCAUAUGCGGCAUACCCGUAUAUUUAGUUACGAUAGCGUGGCGCUCAAAACCGGAAUGGUUAGAUAAAGCAUUUAAUUUGUUCAAUACGUCAUGCGCAAAACUAUUCGUAUGCGUUCCAGAAUACGAAAAGCAUGAGUCUUAGUAAGUGUAGUGGAAUUGAUUUCUACAUUCCGGUAUGUGCACUUAGCUAUUUUAAAAUGUGUGCCUUCAAGCGCAAUUAUUUUAGCUAAUUUUCUACGGUAUCUUAAAUAUUGUAAAUAACACUUUUAAAAAAUCUUUUAUACUCUAUAACUAAACUAAUGCAUGUACUGAUCUACACUGCUCAAACUCAAGAUCUGCAACAAGACAAGGCUACCUAAUUUUUUUUGCUUUGAAUUUGAGAUUUAAAUUUUUUUGUGAUUUUCAAGUGUGUGUAGAAAUCCUAGUGUUAAUUUAAGACAAUAAAAUAUUACUAAAGAAUUUGUAUGCUGAAGGGAACGCACACACUAAAAAUCAAACUUACUUGAUCCAUACGUAGCACGCUAGUAAAAUACAAUGCCAAAUUUUUGUAUGUAUUUAUUAUUUAUUGUAGACAUAUUGUUGUUAGUUGUUUUAUGUAAGUAAGUGGUUGAUUUUAAUUUAUUUUCGUACAUUGCUUAAGCCGUUGUUAUUGGAACUACAUAAAUAAAAUUGAAGCAU
This is a messenger RNA of Photinus pyralis (common eastern firefly), 2150 nucleotides long. RefSeq names its product Y+L amino acid transporter 2 (gene mnd). The coding region runs from base 157 to 1614 and encodes 485 amino acids. NCBI's taxonomy places the organism in Eukaryota, Metazoa, Arthropoda, Insecta, Coleoptera, Lampyridae. Gene Ontology annotation, biological process: amino acid transmembrane transport. The transcript is spliced from 4 exons. Gene Ontology annotation, cellular component: membrane. The record is from RefSeq and is a predicted model, not a curated record. Gene Ontology annotation, molecular function: L-amino acid transmembrane transporter activity.